Messenger RNA from Coregonus clupeaformis (lake whitefish), 2739 nucleotides. Its product is annotated as aromatase. NCBI's taxonomy places the organism in Eukaryota, Metazoa, Chordata, Actinopteri, Salmoniformes, Salmonidae. Bases 421 to 1959 code for a protein of 512 amino acids. Gene Ontology annotation, molecular function: oxidoreductase activity, acting on paired donors, with incorporation or reduction of molecular oxygen; monooxygenase activity; heme binding. The transcript has 10 exons. The record is from RefSeq and is a predicted model, not a curated record.
UAAAACUAACCAGGAGAAGAAACAGAGGCAUUUCGCAGUGGCCACACAGAAAGGAGACAGACACAAACUGCAGCCAGGCUAGAGGCAGACUACUCUGAAGCAGACUACUCUGAAGCAGACUACUCUGAGGCAGACUACUCUGAAGCAGACUACUCUGAGGCAGACUACUCCGAAGCAGACUACUCUGAGGCAGACUACUCUGAGGCAGACUACUCCGAAGCAGACUACUCUGAAGCAGCUACUCUGAGGCAGACUACUCUGAGGGAGACUACUCUGAAGCAGACUACUCUGAAGCAGACUACUCCGAAGCAGUCCAGGAUAAGAACAGUAGUCUCCUUGAAGUCAGAAGACCCUCUUUCCCAAAGGAGAGAAUACUUGGAAGGAGAAUCAUUCACACCCAGGUGUUCUCCAGCUGUCAUCAUGACGCAGCAGCCUCCAGACGUCCUCACCGUAAUAGGUACCGGCAUAGUGGCUGACACUACAGCGUCUGGAGCCCUGUUACUGCUGCUCUGUCUCCUGCUCAUCACUACCUGGUGCCUCGCUAACGCAUCACACGUACCAGGUCCUUUCUUCUGGGCAGGUCUGGGUCCUAUCCUCUCCUACUCUAGAUUUAUCUGGACCGGGAUAGGAACAGCCUGUAACUACUACAACAAGAGAUAUGGGAGCAUGGUCCGGGUCUGGAUCAACGGAGAAGAGACUCUCAUUCUUAGCAAGUCCUCUGCUGUCUACCAUGUCCUGAAGAGUGCCCGCUACACAGCCCGGUUCGCCAGUAAACAGGGACUGCAGUGUAUCGGGAUGGACGGGAGAGGCAUCAUCUUCAACAGCGACGUCCCACUCUGGAAGAAAGUGAGGACAUAUUUUGCGAAAGCCUUGACAGGACCUGGUCUGCAGCGGACCAUAGGGAUCUGUGUGAGUGCUACAGACAGACACCUGGAGCGUCUGCAGGAGAUGACUGACCCCUCUGGACACGUAGACGUUCUCAACCUGCUGAGAUGCAUCGUGGUGGACAUUUCUAACAAACAGUUCCUCAGGGUGCCUCUCAACGAGAAAGAGCUGCUAUUGAAGAUCCAACACUACUUUGACACCUGGCAAACGGUUCUGAUCAAGCCUGAUAUCUUCUUCAAAUGUGGAUGGGUGUACAAGAGGCACCAACAAGCAGCCAAGGAACUACAGGACGUGAUGGAAAGCCUUAUUGAAACCAAAAGAAAAGCUAUCGUUGAAUCUGAAAAACUGGACGAUGAUCUCGACUUCACCUCAGAACUCAUCUUUGCCCAGAGCCACGGAGAGCUGUCGGCGGACGACGUGAGACAGUGUGUGUUGGAGAUGGUGAUAGCGGCCCCGGACACUCUGUCCAUCAGUCUGUUCUUCAUGCUCAUGUUGCUGAAGCAGAACCCUGAGGUGGAGAUGAAGAUUGUAGAGGAGAUCAGCACUCUCAUAGGUGAGAAUGACGUAUUGACAGUUGACUUCCAGAACUUCAGAGUGCUGGAGAGUUUUAUCAAUGAGUCCAUGAGGUUCCAUCCUGUGGUAGACUUCACCAUGAGGAAGGCGCUGGAAGAUGACGUCAUCGAUGGGACCAAGGUUACCAAGGGAACCAACAUCAUCCUAAACAUAGGGCUUAUGCACAAGACUGAGUUCUUCCCCAAACCCAACGAAUUCAGCUUGGAAAACUUUGAUAAAACUGUGCCCAGUCGUUUCUUCCAGCCGUUCGGUUGUGGCCCUCGCUCCUGUGUGGGUAAACACAUCGCCAUGAUGAUGAUGAAGGCUGUCCUGGUGACGCUGUUGUCGCGGUACACGGUGUGUCCUCGUCAUGGCAACACACUGAGCAGCAUCAGGCAGACCAACAACCUGUCACAGCAACCUGUGGAGGAUGAACACAGUCUGGCCAUGAGGUUCAUACCCAGAAUGACACAACUACCUGACCACAACCAGCCACCACUGACCACAACCAGCCACCACUGACCACCACUGACCACAACCGGCCACCACUGACCACAACCGGCCUCCACUGACCACCACUGACCACAACCGGCCACCACUGACCACAACCGGCCACCACUGACCACAACCGGCCUCCACUGACCACAAUCGGCUCCACUGACCACAACCGGCCACCACUGACCACAACCAGCCACCACUGACCACUACCGGUCACCACUGACCACAACCGGCCUCCACUGACCACAACCGGCCUCCACUGACCACAACCGGCCACCACUGACCACAACCGGCCUCCACUGACCACAACCGGCCUCCACUGACCACAACCGGCCACCACUGACCACAACCGGCCUCCACUGACCACAAUCGGCUCCACUGACCACAACCGGCCUCCACUGACCACAAUCAGCAACCACUGACCACAAUCAGCAACCACUGACCACAAUCAGCUGCCUGGUCGGUGGAGAAUGACCACAACCAACACUGACUUUUACCUCUGACCAUAACCAGGACUGACCACAACCAUCAAUAACCUGACCACAACCAUCAAUAACCUGACCACAACCAUCAAUAACCUGACCACAACCAACACUGACCUGACUGGUGGAGGACGAACACAGCCUGACCAUGCCCAGAAUGAUCACACAUUUCUCUGGCCACUCGAUCACAACCACUGACACACACCCAGCACUGACCAUAUAUAUACGAGUUACCAAGACAGUACAAACAGAUAUCUUUAAAAAAACAUAUUUUUUAGUCAUUUAGCAGACGCUCUUAUCCAGAGGGACUUACAGGAGCAAU